Molecule: messenger RNA, 369 nt
Organism: Hypoxylon trugodes
Lineage: Eukaryota; Fungi; Ascomycota; Sordariomycetes; Xylariales; Hypoxylaceae
Exons: 2
Coding region: 1-369 (122 amino acids)
Molecular function (GO): nucleic acid binding
Source: RefSeq, a predicted model, not a curated record
AUGUCUCAUCAAAACAUUACCACGCCACAUAGUGAGGCAAUUCAGGAAGGUCGAGUGGUGUACUUAGGAUGGAUUGGACGGGAUCAAUCUAAAGAAAGUGUUGUCGUGGUUGUUCAGGAUAAAGGGUUUCGGCAAUAUACUUUCUAUUGGCGAUUUUUUGAAGAUACUCGACCAGAAGAACAUAAUGGUUGGUGCCACAUCGAAUUCGCAGACCUAGAUUCUGCCAAAAGAGCAGCAAAUGUUUUAAACCACUUCGAACUUCACGGAAAAAUCUUAGUAGCAGGAGAACUUAAACAGUGUUUUACCUCGAAAGACGUGGCGACGAAACACAAGAACGCACUGGAAAAACACCGGACGGAUUAUAAAUGA